Messenger RNA from Amborella trichopoda, 506 nucleotides. Its product is annotated as polyamine-modulated factor 1-binding protein. NCBI's taxonomy places the organism in Eukaryota, Viridiplantae, Streptophyta, Magnoliopsida, Amborellales, Amborellaceae. The record is from RefSeq and is a predicted model, not a curated record.
UCUGGUAUUCUUGGCGCCAAAACCAUGGACGAGAAACUAGGUCUCCCUGCCCCUUCCCCUUCAAACCCUCAACUCCUCUCUGAAACCGCAGCUCAACUCUCAUCUCUAGUUGACGAUGUCAUACAACAAGCACAAGGAGCCACAGAGAACAUGCUUCGGAUGAUAAGUGAGAUCGACGAAAGCUCCAAUGGUAUAACAGAGGAAAUGGCUCAGAGUAAGGAAUCAACAAUCAACAGGAAGAAGACGUUAGAAGAAGAGAGAGAACGUUUUCAAAACGCAGCCAUGAAUGUGUUGGCGAUGCUCACUGGUGAGAACAAUUAAGAUACUGUAGUCUUUGAAGUCUUUGAACCUUACAGCCAUAACUAGAGGAAAUUUACAAGGAAUCUUUGUGUCUGUGUUUUUCUUCCCCCAAAUGAUUUUGGAAUUACUUUGGUAACAUUAAAAAGGCCAAAUAAUUGAGAAAAAAAAUACUUGGGGAGAUUUACUUUUCUUUUUUUCUUUUUUCC